Messenger RNA from Myripristis murdjan (pinecone soldierfish), 1035 nucleotides. RefSeq names its product extensin-like. The record is from RefSeq and is a predicted model, not a curated record. The transcript is spliced from 3 exons. NCBI's taxonomy places the organism in Eukaryota, Metazoa, Chordata, Actinopteri, Holocentriformes, Holocentridae. Bases 1 to 1035 code for a protein of 344 amino acids.
AUGAGCAGCGAGCAGAUGAAGCGGCUCGUCAGUGAGCCUUCAGUCCAACAGGAUGACGGACUUGUCCUGACCUGCAGUGACUUGCUGAGUCCAGCUGCGUCACAGCAGCAAAACGCCAGUCUGACUGCACUCGUGUUCACACUCAGCCCUACACCUGCCCUACACCGGCCCCACACCUGCCCUACACCUUCCCCACACCGGCCCCACAUCAGCCCCACACCGGCCCCACACCUGCCCUACACCUGCCCUACACCGGCCCCACACCUGCCCUACACCGGCCCCACACCUGCCCUACACCAGCCCCACACCUGCCCUACACCGGCCCUACACCUGCCCCACACCAGCCCCACACCGGCCCUACACCUGCCCCACACCAGCCCCACACCGGCCCUACACCUGCCCCACACCAGCCCCACACCAGCCCUACACCGGCCCUACACCUGCCCCACACCAGCCCCACACCUGCCCUACACAUUCCCUAACCCUUCCCCACACCUGCCCCACACCGGCCCCACACCGGCUCCACACCUGCCCCACACCUGCCCCACACCUGCCUCACACCGGCCCCACACCUGCCCCACACCGGCUCCACACCUGACCCACACCUGCCUCACAUCGGUCCCACACCGGCUCCACACCUGCCCCACACCGGCCCCACACCUGCCCCACACCUGCCUCACAUCGGCUCCACACCUGCCCCACACCAGCUCCACACCGGCCCCACACCGGCCCCACACCUGCCUCACACCUGCCUCACAUCGGCCCCACACCUUCCCCACACCUGCCCCACAUUGGCCCCACAAGUGCCCUACACCUGCCCUACACCUGCCCCACACCUGCCCAACAUGUGCCCUAUACCAUAGGGCACGUAGCGACGGAGGCGCAGUAGGCCCAAACCCGGACAAAAACACAGCCGCCCCCGUCUCCUCUCCCCCGGCACCGACACACCGCUCACCCCCGUCUGUCCCCCGCGGAGCCACUCGCCUCCGCAGCGGCUCCUCACCCUCACACACCCCGCUUCCCCCCUUCGUUUAG